Messenger RNA from Rana temporaria (common frog), 834 nucleotides. RefSeq names its product receptor-type tyrosine-protein phosphatase U-like. The record is from RefSeq and is a predicted model, not a curated record. The coding region runs from base 9 to 809 and encodes 266 amino acids. Gene Ontology annotation, biological process: protein dephosphorylation. The transcript is spliced from 7 exons. NCBI's taxonomy places the organism in Eukaryota, Metazoa, Chordata, Amphibia, Anura, Ranidae. Gene Ontology annotation, molecular function: protein tyrosine phosphatase activity.
UUAAUAAAAUGAUUUUUCAGGAUCUGGAGAAGCUCACAGAAUUAUAUCAGAUCUAUCAAUGUAAAGAAGGAAAGAAGCGGGAAAACCAGGAGAAGAAUCGCAACCCCGAUAUCCUUCCAGGUGAUCACUGGCGUCCGGCGCUGAUGUCCGCACUGAACACCCGGGGGGCUCCCGGAUACAUCAACGCUGUGUUUGUGACUUCCAACAGCAAGGAAGAAGUCCUGAUCGCCACCCAACUACCCAUGAAGCAGACGUUGGCCGAUUUCUGGGCGCUGGUCUGGGAUUAUAAAUGUAACGUGAUGGUGAUGAUGCAGAGAGCUCAGGACCUGCAAGAGAACGGUUGCCGGUUCUUCCCAGAUAAAGGAGAGACCGGUUAUGGGAUAUACAAGGUCAGGAUGACCGCAAGGGCUUCUAGGAACGGAUUUCACAGGCUUAACGCUCAGCUGAGGAAGACUAACGAGACCUAUAACAACAGCAUGGAGGUGAAGCUGUGGUGCUUGGACUCCUGGCCCCUGGGCAAACCUCUCCCAGAGAACCCGGCGGCUGUCAUCAGUCUGAUUGGAGAGGUGGAGAAGCACCAGAUGACGGCGCCUGAAAGUCACAUCCUGGUGACCUGCUGUAAUGGAGCGAGCCGCUCGGGUCUCUUCUGCGCUGGAAUCAUACUCUGCGAGCAGAUCCGCAGUGACGGCUGUCUAGAUGUGUCGUCAGGCCGUGCGUUCCCUCCGGAGGAGACGAUGCCAGUUCAUUCCCAAUGUGGAACAAUACUCCUUCUGCUACACUCUGGCUCAGAGUUAUCUCGAUUCCUUUGAAACCUACGGAACUUCAAAUAACAAA